This is a messenger RNA of Terrapene triunguis (Three-toed box turtle), 2378 nucleotides long. RefSeq names its product peptidyl-tRNA hydrolase 1 homolog (gene PTRH1). Gene Ontology annotation, molecular function: peptidyl-tRNA hydrolase activity. Bases 902 to 1576 code for a protein of 224 amino acids. NCBI's taxonomy places the organism in Eukaryota, Metazoa, Chordata, Testudines, Emydidae. The transcript is spliced from 5 exons. The record is from RefSeq and is a predicted model, not a curated record.
UUUACUCCUUUACAUCUGUAUUAACCCCAUGUUAUAGAAACCGAAACACAAAGGAAUGUUACCAAAACAAUAGAACCCAGCAGUCCUGACUCUUAGAUUCCAGCUCCAUAUUACCUCUGUAUGUUCAACAGCCAUGUGGACCUGGGUUUAAAGCUGCCAUUUACAUCUAUGAUCCAAAUGGGUAAAAUAAUUUGAGAAGGGAAUCCCAUAAUGUGGAUCAUUACAACGUGAUGUUCAUCCCAUAAUAGCAAUGGAACUUUUUUCUUGCCCAAAUGUCAACUGAGGGAGACUUUUCUGAGGCAUCCUUGUCCAGUACUAGCGCCAUGGAGCGUGACUGAUAUUGUGAUACACGGCCCUCAUCAGCUACAAAUGCAUGAAAGCUGAUUACAUCAUGGGACAGACAGGUCAAGGAGGGUUGGUCUGACCUGCCAGCUUUGAUGCAGCCUCCAGGCAUGAAUCCUGUGCCUGGUAGCUCAGCCAACAAGCAAGCAGUUGAAGGAGCUUGGUGCGUUACAUAAGUCACCAGCUCUUCCAGUCUGAUAAAGGGACCAGCAAAGAUUAAACGAAAGGGUCCUCAUAUCUGGUCAACCUAUCAGAAAGGAAACCAAGGGCAGCCGGCUUACAGUGGGCGAGCACUUCCGCCCACAAGGAAGAUGGCCACGUCUGCAGACCACGUGACCUGCGCCCUUCCUGCAUCAUAAUCAAAAUGGCAUCGCCCAUCAAACCACGUGGUGUGAAUCCCUUCUGCCCGCAAACAAGAUGGCACUGCCACGUGGUAGGGUGCGGUCUUUGUGAUUGGUCGCAGUGGGCGUGACGCUGUAGAAGCGGAGAGGCUGCUCCUAAGGGGUGCUUGUGGCCUCAGCGGCGCCCAGUCGGCCGCUCGGCUGGGGCAAAGCGGGGGAUGCUGCGGCGGCUGCCCAAGCGCCUCGGGAGGUUACUGAGCCGCACCAUGAGCCACCGCGAGGCCGAUCCGCGCGCCGCCGGGAACCGGGUCCUGGUGGCAGGGCUGGGGAAUUAUGGGCUCCGAGGAACCCGACAUAACGUGGGAAUGGCGGUGCUCAAUCAGCUGGCCCAGAAGUUGAACGUCGCUGACCAGUGGAAAGCGGACAGACGCUGCUGUGCAGACGUGACCAUCACUAAUGUGGAGGAAGCAGAGCUGGUGCUGAUGAAACCUCGGCGGCUCAUGAAUAUCAAUGGACUCAGUGUAGCAAGCGCUGCUGAAACUUACGACCUCGGGGUAGAAGACAUUUACCUGGUUCACGACGACCUGGACAAGCCGCUGGGGAAGAUGGCGAUAAAGCUGGGAGGCAGCGCAAGGGGGCAUAACGGGGUCCGUUCCUGCAUCAGCUCCCUGCACUCAGACUGCAUGGUGCGGCUCAGGGUUGGCAUCGGCCGGCCGGUGGGGGAAGCCAUGGUGGAUCGCUACGUGCUGGGCCGGUUCACCAGCGCUGAGCACGAGGUCCUGCAGCGCGUCCUGGAGCAGGCGGCCGACCUCCUGCUGGAACACAUCCUGCAGAGGAGCAGCGGCAAGGACCACACGCCCCCUGGCGACACGGGGGACAGGACACCUCAUUAACCCCAGGAGCUGGGGGCAGUUUUUAUGAAUAUGGUGCCGACGGAAAGCAGUGGUCCUGGACUCCUUCAUGGGCCUCUGGGCACAGCUGCCGAGGCGGGCUGGGGGAGCUAAGCAGAGAGCACUGACCCCACAAGCUGUGCUGUGCGGGGGCAGGUGCCAAGGGAAGCUCCUGGCAAUGAAACUGGUGGGGGAGGUGGCGGACUGCCAGGGAGGUGCUAUUCCUGCACCCCCCCCCACAUCAGGUGACAGGCUUCUCCCAACCCCAUUAGCGCUGGCAAAGGCAGCCCGGUAGAUGGCCUGGCUCCACAUGGCCAAGUGCCCGCGCCUGGCACUGCAGCGCCAUGGGGAGUAAGGAGGAGCCCGAGAGAGACUCCACCCCAGACCCCAGCUGGAGGCUUGUCGUGGUCAGGGGCGCCUGCCUCCUUGCCCAGCUUGGGACCACUCUGUCCCAGCAGCACCUUGUCCCUGCCCCUGCAGGACAGGUCUGGGACUUGGUGUCCGUCCUUGGUCCCCAGCCAGGCAUCUCAGUAACUCCAUAGGUUUUAUAGGGCAGUUUUGCAUAGACUGUACAAUAAACCCAGGCGCCCAGUCUGCACACGCUUUGCCAUCUACGUUCAGUCCCUCUCCUUUGCGCAGGUGCUGGGGGCAGGGGAGGGAGCAAUCGGCUGGCAGAAAGGGGUGCUCCCUCCCUCCCAGCGUUUCCCUAUUUGGUCAGCAGGCCCUGCAAGGAGCGUCUGGCCGCUAUCUCUGGCAGGGGCAGAAUCGGCUGCUGCUUCACCCGUUUCUCCUCCGACCAGGAAGU